AUGAUGGGAACCAUCAAUUGGGAGGAAUUAUUUCCGGGAAGAUGGAGCCCUGCCAUUUUUAUUUCAUACAUGGCCCUUUUUGUAAACCAAGGUAUUAUUAUAACUUGGUCUCAGAGAGAUGGGCAUUAUGAAUAUAAUAUUGUUAUGGUAGUAUUGAUGACAGAAGUAUUAAAAUUAUUUACUUCAGUAAUACUGUAUUGUAAAGACAAUAGUUUUGCAACUUUAUAUCAAGAAGUGAGAGGCCAUAAAAAAGUGCUGCUACUAUACAUGAUACCAUCAUUUUUGUAUUGCUUAUAUAAUAAUCUGGCAUUUAUCAACUUGGCUGCAUUUGACCCAACAACUUAUUAUGUUUUAUUACAAUUUCGUGUUGUCAUGACAGGAAUUAUUUUCCAGGUUGUUUUUAACAAAAAAUUAUCACUAAAACAAUGGCUUUCACUAGUAUUAUUAACUAUCGGUUGUAUGGUAAAGCACAUAGACUUGGAUUAUAAUGUUAACAUAUUUAAUACCAAAAUUAAUUUAAAUAGUAAUGUAAUUUUAGUAUUUGUUCAGAUGAUGUGUUCUUGCCUAGCUGGAGUUUACAAUGAAUAUCUACUUAAAGAGCAAGGAGCAAACAUUAAUAUUUUUGUACAAAAUGUAUUUAUGUAUAUUGAUAGUAUUUUUUGCAAUCUUGUAGUUUUUAUAUUAUUCUUUAUAUGUGAAAAUGACGCCUCUGAUAUGUUGAAUAACGCUGAUUUUGGUAUACUUAUGCAACCAAAAGUCAUUAUAAUAAUGUUGAAUAAUACAGCGAUCGGGAUUAUUACGAGUCUUUUCUUAAAAAAUUUGAAUUCAAUACUAAAGACGUUCGCCAGCGCAUUAGAACUGAUAUUUACAGCGGUUCUAUGUUGGCUAAUAUUCAGUAUUUCGAUUCAUUUGAACACAGUGAUAUCUAUUGCUAUGGUGAGCUAUUCUGUGAUACUGUAUUCACAAAAUCCAGUACAAAAUGCUCGAACCAAAGAAUGA
Molecule: messenger RNA, 999 nt
Organism: Habropoda laboriosa
Lineage: Eukaryota; Metazoa; Arthropoda; Insecta; Hymenoptera; Apidae
Gene: senju
Product: CMP-sialic acid transporter 2
Exons: 6
Coding region: 1-999 (332 amino acids)
Biological process (GO): pyrimidine nucleotide-sugar transmembrane transport
Cellular component (GO): Golgi membrane
Molecular function (GO): UDP-galactose transmembrane transporter activity
Source: RefSeq, a predicted model, not a curated record